CUGUGCCUGCAGACAAAAAACACCUCACCUCUGCUGAGAUUUCCCCUCAUUGACAUCAUCCUGAGGUUUUUCUGUUCAACUUUAUCAGUCUACAGGAAUUUAAUGAAAUCUUUUCUUGGAGUGUGUGCUUGAUGACUGCGGUAGGUUUUAAAGCGGCAGCCCUGUGGCUGCUGUUGCUGCAGCAGCUGCUGCUCACCGUCGCAGCUCAGGGUAUUGUCUAUGACCUGCUGGUGUCUCCAGACUGCCUGCCAGACUUGCUCCAAGGAAGCCUGAAGAACAAAGGCAGGGAUGAGGCAUUCCUUCUCUCAUCCUUCCGGCUCCAAAACCGGGCCCCCACCUCUCUCUUCAGUGUGAUCAACCCCAAAGACAACACUAAGUACUUGGAGCUGACUGUGCAAGCCAAACUGAGCAAAGUGACACUUCGUUACCAGAAGACUGACGGCAGGUUUGGGACCACCAGUUUCAACCACGCCUCCUUGGCAGAUGGACGGGAGCACCAUGUCAUGCUGCACGCCAGCGGCCUCCAGCACGGCCCACCUCGCCUCAACCUCUACGUUGAUUGCAGGCUGGCUCAUACUCUGAAUGACCUGCCGGCUGCAUUUGGGUCACUCCCAGCUGGGCCCAACACGGUGGCACUGAGGACCCUGCAGUCAAGUGGACAGGAUGAACUGACAGACUUGAAGCUGGUUAUUGAGGAUACCAUCGACAACGUAGCCACCCUGCAGGACUGUACCAUGGAACGAGCUGAGUCUCUGCACCUGCUUGGUUUCCAGGGAGGCAGGGUGGUGCAAGAUCAGACCACCAUGCAGGAGCUGAAGAGCAUGUUGUCUGAGAUGAGGGAGCUGCUCCACAAGCAGAUUAAGGAAACAAACUUUCUGAGGAACACCAUUGCAGAGUGUCUGGCUUGUGGACUCGGGGGUAGUCCCACCAACCCCGUUCCAGCUCCAAGUCCCAGGCUGCCUUCCCAUCUGACUCAGUGCCCACUAGGGACCUGUUUCCGACAGAACAUGUGCAUCCCCUCACAGUCAGGGGGCUUCCAGUGUGCCCCCUGUCCUGAUGGAUACACAGGAGAUGGGGUUCAAUGUGAUGAUGUAGAUGAGUGCAGCUUCAAUCCGUGCUUUUCUGGUGUUCGGUGUGUGAACACUGCUCCUGGUUUUCGCUGUGAGAAAUGUCCUCUGGGGUACACGGGACCAGAGAUAAAUGGUGUCGGAGUUUCUUAUGCCAAAUCUCACAAACAGGUGUGUGAAGACUUAGAUGAGUGUCUGGGCCCACCUGAGAAUGGCGGCUGCACCCCCAACUCACAAUGCUACAACACUAUUGGCUCCUUUAAAUGUGGAGAGUGUAGGGCUGGUUUCACUGGUGACCAGCUGGCGGGCUGUCAUGGCUCCAGCCUGUGCCCCAAUGGGCAGCCAAACCCUUGUGACAUAAAUGGGGAAUGCAUUGUGGAGAGAGAUGGGAGCAUUAGCUGUGUGUGUGGCAUUGGUUGGGCUGGCAACGGUUAUGUAUGUGGGAAAGACACAGAUAUUGACGCAUAUCCAGACAAUAGUCUUCAGUGCAGAGGCAACAACUGUAACCAGGACAACUGUGUGUUUGUGCCCAACUCUGGCCAAGAAGAUGCAGACAGGGAUGGGUCCGGUGACGCCUGUGAUGAUGACGCAGACAAUGAUGGCAUCAUUAACAUAGAUGAUAACUGCUGGCUGGUCCCAAAUGUUGACCAGAAGAACAGUGAUAAAGAUAUCCAUGGCGAUGCCUGUGACAACUGCAGAACAAUCGUAAAUCCCUCACAGAGGGACACGGACCAGGACGGGCUGGGAGAUGAAUGUGAUGAUGACAUGGACGGAGAUGGCUUAAAAAAUCUUCUUGAUAACUGCCAGCGAGACCCCAACCCAGACCAGAGAGACAGGGACAAUGACGGUGUAGGGGAUGCAUGUGACAGCUGUCCUGAUGUUGCCAACCCUAAUCAGUCGGACUCAGACGACGACCUUGUAGGAGAUACCUGUGAUGACAACAUAGACAGUGAUGGUGACGGUCACCAGAACACGAAGGACAACUGUCCCACUGUCAUCAACUCGUCUCAGCUGGACACGGACAAGGAUGGAAUGGGAGAUGAAUGUGACGAUGACGACGAUAAUGACGGCAUACCAGAUGGAGAUGAUAACUGCAGACUGGUUCCCAACCCAGACCAAAGGGACUCAGACAUGGACAAAGUUGGAGAUGCAUGUGAGGGAGACUUUGAUAGGGACAACGUGAUUGACAUCAUCGACCACUGCCCAGAGAACGCUGAGGUCACGUUGACCGACUUCAGAGCCUACCAGACUGUAGUGCUGGACCCAGAGGGAGAAUCCCAGAUAGACCCCAACUGGGUGGUACUCAACCAGGGUAUGGAGAUAGUACAGACCAUGAACUCUGAUCCCGGUCUUGCUGUUGGCUAUAAAGCCUUCAGCGGAGUUGACUUUGAGGGAACCUUCCACGUAAACACAGUGACGGACGAUGAUUACACUGGUUUCAUUUUUGGCUACCAGGACUCGUCCUCCUUCUACGUGGUGAUGUGGAAACAGACUGAACAGACCUACUGGCAGGCCGCGCCCUUCCGGGCUGUCGCUGAGCCAGGAAUACAACUGAAGGUGGUGAAGUCUAAGACAGGUCCUGGUGAGUACAUGAGGAACUCCCUGUGGCACACAGGAAACACAACGGACCAGGUGCGUCUUCUGUGGAAGGACCCCAGGAACGUUGGCUGGAAGGACAAGGUUUCCUACCGCUGGUUCCUCCAGCACAGACCACAGGUCGGAUACAUCAGAGCUCGCUUCUAUGAGGGUUCCAAACUGGUGGCGGACACAGGGGUGAUCAUUGACACCAGUAUGAGAGGUGGGCGACUGGGUGUGUUCUGCUUCUCUCAGGAAAACAUCAUCUGGUCCAAUCUGAAGUACCGCUGCAACGACAACAUUCCUGCUGACUAUGAAGAGCCAGAAAGAGUGGACUGAAGGGGCAGAGUGCUGAAGGGUGGCAUUACCAUAAAGAAAGAAGACACUGAGCUAUGUUGCUGGAGCAAAAAAAAAGGUCAUAGGUCAGAGAAAAAAGAAAGCGUCAGAAGAAAAGAGACCAUUUCCAUGACUGCAUUUAAAGGAGCUGAAUAUUGGGCAUUAUGUCCUGUAAUAGUUCAAUAAAUAAAUCAGCAGUUUCUUUCAAUGUCUACGCAUUAUAUUAUCUUUAGUUUAUUAGUGCUGUACAAAAAGUAAUAGGCUUUAACUGACCAUUUUACUGACCAACUAAAAACAAUAAAUCUUGGACACUGUGCAUAAUAAAA
This is a messenger RNA of Girardinichthys multiradiatus, 3304 nucleotides long. RefSeq names its product thrombospondin 4a (gene thbs4a). Gene Ontology annotation, cellular component: extracellular region. The record is from RefSeq and is a predicted model, not a curated record. NCBI's taxonomy places the organism in Eukaryota, Metazoa, Chordata, Actinopteri, Cyprinodontiformes, Goodeidae. Gene Ontology annotation, biological process: cell adhesion. Gene Ontology annotation, molecular function: calcium ion binding. The transcript has 23 exons. The coding region runs from base 132 to 2981 and encodes 949 amino acids.